Molecule: messenger RNA, 1360 nt
Organism: Amphimedon queenslandica
Lineage: Eukaryota; Metazoa; Porifera; Demospongiae; Haplosclerida; Niphatidae
Product: histone deacetylase 8-like
Exons: 10
Coding region: 23-1171 (382 amino acids)
Biological process (GO): heterochromatin formation
Molecular function (GO): histone deacetylase activity
Source: RefSeq, a predicted model, not a curated record
UACUAGAAUCACGUGGAACACAAUGGCAGUGGCAGUGGCAGCAGGAGAAAAUUCCUCAAGAGUUGCUAUGGCUCAUUCUGAUAAAUUGAUGGAAGCAGUUGGAAAGCAUCCUAAAUUUAAAGAGAGAGCUAAUCAAGUCUACUCUCUCAUUGAAGCAUACAAUCUACACUCUCAAUUAAUGUUAGUAUCCCCUCCAUUGGCAACUGAGGGAGGGUUGAAAUUAUUUCAUUCUGCUGAUUAUAUUGAUUAUAUAAAAUCCACUCAAGCAUUGUCUGAAAAUGAUGAUGAUUAUGAUGAUGAAGAAGACUCACCUGUAUUGAGAUAUGGAUUGUAUUAUGAUUGUCCGAUAUUUGAUGGUCUCUAUACUUAUGUAUCCAGUGUAGCAGGUGCUACUAUUGCCAUGACUUCAUUGCUAAUGACAGGUCAUUGUGAUGUGGCCAUCAAUUGGCAUGGGGGAUUACAUCAUGGAAAGAAGGAUGAGGCGUCUGGGUACUGCUAUAUUAAUGAUAUUGUCAUUGGUAUAUUGUGUCUAAUGAAACGUUAUCAGAAAGUACUUUAUAUUGACCUUGAUAUUCAUCACGGUGAUGGUGUACAAGAUGCUUUUUAUUAUUCUUCCAAAGUUUUUACUGUCUCAUUCCACAAACAUGCUGUUGGAUUUUUUCCUGGCACAGGCUCUGUGUCUGAAAUAGGAAACGGAAGUGGUCUUUACUACAAUGUCAAUGUUCCGCUGUGGGAUGGCAUUAGCGAUGAGCAAUAUUUGUAUAUUUUUAAAAGCAUAAUGUCAAUGGUACACGAUAGCUUCACCCCACAAGUAGUUGUAGUCCAAUGUGGUGCUGACUGUCUUGCUGGCGAUCCCCUCGGCAGUUUUAACCUCUCCAUAAGAGGAAUGGGAGCUUGCAUAGAGUUUGUAAUGAAGUGGGGACUACCAGUCUUAUUAUUAGGAGGAGGUGGCUAUGAUUUUUCUAACACGGCAAGAUGCUGGGCGUAUUUGACAAGUCUCGUCUUAAAGCAAGAAAUACCCACAGAUAUACCAGAACAUGAUUACUUUGCAUCAUACAAACCGGAUUAUCAGCUUGAUAAUGAAUUACUAGUAAACACUAAGAGUCAAGCAAGCCCUGAAGAUAUUGAGGAACUCAUUAAAGUUUUAUCCAAAAACAUACUCCGACAAUAACAAAAACUAAUUCAACUGAAGAUUAAAAAAGAACAUUUUAAUAUACACAUGUACAUAAUUGUAUUUAGUCAUUAAAAUUAAUCAAUAAUUAACUGCAACAAUCAGCUACGUACAAUAUGAUAAUAAUAAUAAUAAUUUUGUUUAUUUAAUUAUAAAGAAAAUGUUCAGACUUAGAUAGGUAAUAUUGAU